AUGGAUAUUGCGAACGCCAAGGAUACCAAGGAUGGACAAACCGUCACGGGGAUGCUUGAUGAAAUGCAUGAACGGGAACAGCAACUGGAGGAUGCCUUUGUGGAGAUUGAAGCUUGCGACAACGCCUUGGCGGCUAAAGAUCAAGCCCUGGCCCAACAGAAGGCCGCGACUGCGGCUCUCCAAGCCCAGCUUGAAGCCCUUCAACGUCAAACAGCUCACCACUUGGCAAUGGUCUUGCAACCACCUGCUCAAAACAACGAGGUUUCCCCAGAUUGGUCCGAAUUUACCACGCUGCCAAAAAAGAGGAAAAGCAAGGAUACUUCCACGGUUAAGAAGAGAGUUGACAGUUCUACGGCUGGUCUUAAGCAGCUCACUAAGUCAACUCGCCCAAGCACGUCCGUUCACUUUCAGCAGCCGAAGCAGCGUUCUCGGAAGCCAACCCCACAUUCUCAGAUUCAUGUGGAUACAACUCAGAUGGAGGGCAAUACUACUAUAGCCGUGUCCCAGGAUGAGAGCCUCUCAUCUAUGACAGCGGGGGCUUUCCAAAAUUGUUUGGAGUGUUGA
Molecule: messenger RNA, 564 nt
Organism: Cylindrotheca closterium
Lineage: Eukaryota; Bacillariophyta; Bacillariophyceae; Bacillariales; Bacillariaceae
Source: the annotation of a GenBank genome assembly